AUGACAGGGAGCAAAAUGGGGCUCUUAGCAAAAGCGCUAAGGCUUUUUUGUUGGAAGGAUUUUAUCGAUAUUAUUCUAUCAAAAACACAACGCAAAACUCCGACUGUUGUUCAUAAACAGUAUAAAAUUGGCCGUAUUCGACAAUUUUAUUUAAGAAAAGUAAAAUUUACGCAACAAAGUUUCCAUGAUAAAAUAGCACUAAUAUUAACCGAUUUUCCAAAACUAGAAGAAAUCCAUCCGUUUUAUGCUGAUUUAAUGAAUGUUUUGUAUGAUAAAAAUCAUUACAAGUUAGCAUUGGGUCAAUUGAGUAUAGCAAAGAAUUUAAUUGAUAAUGUUGCUAAAGAUUAUGCUCGAAUGAUGAAAUUUGCAGAUUCACUAUAUCGAUGCAAAUGUUUGAAACGCGCUGCCUUAGGAAGGAUGGCAACAAUAAUCAAACGUCAGGCUCAAAGUUUACAAUAUUUAGAACAAGUUCGUCAACAUUUAUCUCGUUUGCCAUCGAUUGAUCCAAAUACGCGAACAUUAUUGAUAUGUGGUUUUCCAAAUGUUGGAAAAUCAAGUUUUUUGAAUAAAAUUACCCGUGCCGAUGUCGAAGUUCAACCUUAUGCCUUUACCACAAAAUCCUUGUAUGUUGGACACAGUGAUUAUAAAUAUUUACGAUGGCAAGUUGUUGAUACACCUGGCAUACUUGAUCAUUCUUUAGAAGAUCGUAAUACAAUUGAGAUGCAAGCAAUAACAGCAUUAGCACAUUUACGUGCCGCCAUACUAUAUGUUAUGGACAUAUCGGAACAGUGUGGCUACUCUUUAGAAGAACAGCUCAAUUUAUUCAAUAAUAUCAAAGCUCUAUUUACGAAUAAGCCAUUGUUAAUCGUUGUUAAUAAAGUUGAUAUAAAACGUUUAGAUGAAUUAUCUGAUGAAAAAAAAGCUGUUUUUGAACAAUUUCGUAAAGAAGACGUGAAAAUUAUGGAGAUGAGUACGUUUACAGAUGAAGGCGUUUGUGAAGUUCGAAAUGAGGCAUGUGAUCGCUUGCUUGCACAUCGUGUUGAUAUCAAAUUGAAAAGUCGUAAAGUCGACGAUGUACUCAAUCGUUUACACGUCGCACAACCACAAAAACGUGAUGAAAUUGUUCGUCCGCCACAUAUUCCCGAAGGUGUGUUCAAAUCUUUAGAAAAAGCCACGAAAAUAACGGAAUCCGCCGUAUCGAACAUAGUGCCAACAAUAGAUGAUGAAGAUUAUACCGGUGAAAAUGAUGAAAAACCCAUUACUCGAAAGAAAAAACUUGAACGUGAUCUCGAAGUAGAAUUGGAAGAUGAUUAUCAUUUGGAUCUAAGAAAAACAUGGCUAUUAGCUACUGAUAAAGAAAAAUAUGAUAUAUUACCAGAUGUUUAUCGUGGAAAAAAUGUUGCUGAUUACAUUGAUCCCGAUAUCAUGAAAAAAUUAGAAGAAUUAGAACAGGAAGAAGAGGCACGUGAUGAAGCCGGUUUCUAUGAUGAAGAGGAAAGUGAAGAAGAUGAUGAAACACAAGCUAUAAGAAAAUUGGCAAAAAAAAUUCGUUAUAAACGACAUGUGAUGAUAUCUGAAAGUAGAUCGAAAAAACAAGCUAGACGCACGCCAUCUGUACCAAGACCAAAAUUACCAAUUAAAAGAGAAAGAUUAGAAAGUACAAUGAGUGAACUUGGAAUUGAUAUGGAAAAUAAAGAAGGCUCACAUUAUGUAGACAAAGCUAAAAAAACAAGAAGUAGAUCUGAAAGUCGACCACCAGUAAAACGGCAACGAGUUGAUUCUGAAGGACGUGUUCGAAGUAGUUCAAAAGUUCCACGAGAUCAAUCGGGUGUACGUGAUGUUGUUAUGGCAAAUAAAGCAAAGUCUAUAAGUAAAGUUAAUCAACGUAAAUUUCAAUUGAGAGCCACAUCAGGUGAAUCAGACAGACGUAUUUAUGUCAAAAAACCAAAACAUUUAUAUACAAUGACACAAAAAAGUAUUACGUUUUUUUUUGGUAAAAAACGCACAUUAUCGGAUGCUGCUGAUGAAAAUCAACCUCCUGAAGAGCAAAUAGCCAGUCCAAAACGAGUCAAAACUGAUGCUCCCACGACAUCAUCGUUAUCACCGUUUACUGAUAAAAAACCAAAUACGAUUGAACAAAGUUCUCCAGGACGGUUACCACCAACAGAAGAAGAGAAAAGAACAUUAGAACAAAUACAACAGAAUCGACUUAUGGCUAAAAUGAAACUUGAAGCAAAAAACACAUUUGGUGUUGUUGUUGAUAUGUCUUUGUCAUGGUAUAAAGCAUUCGAAUCUGAAUUUUCUAAAGAUUAUUUUUUAAAACUGUCAGCAUUUAUCGCCGAGGAACGUACAAAACAUAUAAUUUAUCCCCCAGCGAACAUGGUUUUUUCAUGGACGAGAUUUUGUCAGUUGAGUGAAGUUAAAGUAGUUAUAUUGGGUCAAGAUCCCUAUCAUCAACCAAAUCAAGCACAUGGUCUAUGUUUCAGUGUGCGUAAGAAUGUUAGACCACCACCAAGUUUGUUAAAUAUGUAUAAAGAAUUGAAAAACGAUAUUGAGGGUUUUGAAAUUCCAAAGCAUGGAACAUUGGCUGGCUGGGCUCGUCAGGGUGUGUUAUUGCUUAAUGCUUGCUUGACAGUUGAAGCAAAUAAAGCAAAUUCACAUAAAGGAAAAGGGUGGGAAAAAUUUACGGAUGUUGUUAUUCGAUAUUUGAAUGAUCGCACAAGUCAUAUUGUAUUUUUAUUAUGGGGAAAAGACGCACAAAAUAAAGGAGCACAGAUAAAUAAAAAACGUCAUCAUGUUUUGACUUGUGCUCAUCCAUCGCCGUUAUCAGCACAUAAUGGCUUUUUUGGUUGUAAACAUUUUUCAAAAUCAAAUGAUUAUCUUAAAUCACAUGGAAUAACACCUAUCGAUUGGUCAAAUCUACCAUCAGAAGAUGAUUUGCCAUUUAUUUGA
This is a messenger RNA of Didymodactylos carnosus, 2952 nucleotides long. Lineage: Eukaryota; Metazoa; Rotifera; Eurotatoria; Philodinida; Philodinidae. The record is from the annotation of a GenBank genome assembly.